ACAACGAUUGAACCCACUUACCUUGCUCUCCUCUGAAACCCCCUUUCCCACCAGAGGUACUGGACUAAAUUGUUUUCCUCAAGUGAUCUUCACCUUUCCAUCGGGAAAUCAAACUAGGUUCUAAUCCAUCCACGCCCUUUGUCAAGACCACCACCCAGUUCCUUAAGCUCAACGGAGAUGAAAGCAUUCAGAAAAACUUCGGUCCCCAACAAGUCCCGAGACUAUUCGCCAUCUUUUUCCUCCACUUCCUCUGCUUCGUCUUCGUCUGCUCAUCAAUAUUCCCAAAAGCAGCAUGAUUUUCGAGCCUCUGGAAAGUCAUCCAAAGGUUAUCCUUCACCCGAACCAAAUAAAUCAAAGCCCUCUGAAAUAAUCAUUCGUGCCCUCAAACCAUACUCUGCGCAAACGACAUCGGAGCUCUCAGUGAAACCCGGCGAUUUCCUGCAAGUCGUUGGUGAAGCAUGGUCACCUCAAGGAUCUGGUUGGUUUGAAGCCACCGAGCCCCUCACAGGAGCUCGUGGACUGGUACCCAUUAAUCUGUUUCAAAUCUUCUCUUCGGGAGGUUAUCAGCCGAGCCCACCUUCGAAAUCAGUCAAGCCAUUGAACUUCAAAGACAAGAAUCCCGAUGCACACAUCCCUACGAAUUCUAAUCCACGAGCCCAAAAGUCAACAAGAGGUCCGCAUCAGUCGCAUCCUUCCCUCCCUUCGGCGCGACCAACUGGAGAUUCUCCUCCCAACAAACCUCCCGCACCACGUCAGCCUUUGUACGGAGUGGUUCGUUACGAUUUUCAUCCAGAACGCAACGACGAACUGCUGGCGAAGAAAGGAGAAGCAAUUGUAUUAAUCGCACAUAGCCAUCGUGACUGGUUUGUAGCCAAGCCGAUUGGGAGACUUGGAGGACCUGGUUUGAUCCCGGUCUCUUACGUCGAGGUCAAAGAUUUGGCAACUGGGAAGGGCUUGAGAACGGAUGCGGUAAAAAAGUUGAUGGAGAGUGACACUCUGCCAGGUGUUGACGAAUGGAUAAGAGCUACGGCAGCUUACAAAGGCAACAGCAUUCCACUUGGACGCUUUGAGAACCCAACAGCAACCUCGACACUUUCUCAAAAUAUCUCGCCAACCUUGCGACGCGAAAUGACUAAAUCUCAUCAACAAUUGAGGUCAAAACCUGCGGAAAUUGACGAGGAAAUUCCUCGCCCCCCACGAACAAGCCUUUCACAGUCCGUGAGGCAAGACACAAGCCUCAAUUCAUCUCAACUAGUUGAUAUUCCCGUUCCAUCCUCUCAGUCAAUCGAAAACAACACUUGCUGCUCUGAGCCCAUCCAAUCGCCACAAUCGGCGCAAAUGUCAGCAAGAAUCCCAAGCUACGAUCCCAGAGUUGACCAUGAGAUGAAAGAUGAAGCAGUCCAGCCUGGUCAAGGCAGUUCAACUUCUGCCAGUGGCGAAGAUGGUUACGCAACGGUGGAAGAUCUUCGGGAGCGUUAUGGACUCUUUACUCAUGCCACUGUUGAAUCAUUUCACAAGGAAAAUAACGAGUAUUGGUUCCAUCUCCGUUCACAUUUCAACUGCCCAUCGACCACGCAUUCAUCUGGUGAAGAGGCAACCACUCUGGUGCUCUACCGUCUGUACGAAGAUUUUUUUGAUUUUCACGCAGAACUUUUGGACCUUUUUCCUGAAGAGGCUGGUCGAGAGAACUAUGACCGACCAAGCAUAUUUCCUAGGCUGCCUGAGCCCAAAGAAAGCGUCGACGAUCUUAUAUGUUCGGAAAGAGUCAACACACUCAGCAUCUAUCUUCAAGAGCUUGGCAAACUUCCUUCCUACAUCCGCGAUAGCGAAAUCUUCUACGAAUUUCUAGGCCCGAGGGAAGGCGAUGUCGAACUUCUAGAGGAGAUGACCUCCAGUCUUGGAUCGGAAGAUAGGCAUUUGUCUGAAGAAAUAGAACACCUCAACUCAUCCGAUCCUAACUCCCACGGGAUUCGUGAGGCAGUGGAGUCUGAAGCUGGAAAUCUAUCAAGUCAGCCGCUUAAUUUCACAUCCGGCUCACCCAAGAGAAUCUCCCGACACAAGUUACGCCUGUCGAGUGCACCCCAAAAAAACUGGGUAGGGACACCUGAGCCCAAUUCAGCUUCCCUUCCUCUCACGCCUUCGUCUCAGACACCCAAGCCGCAGGGAAGAACUCAUUCAUCCAACUUCUCCUCGUCUUCCACCGGAUCAUUCAUGGACAGCCUGUCCACACCACUCGCCACCAGCCAUUUUCCGACAAUCAUAAACGAUGGAUCCCCUCCAAUGCCAUUCUACCGGAUUAAAGUCUACCAAGAAAAUAAUCCUGAUGUGAUUGCAAUAAAAGCAAGGCACGGUAUGUCGCGUGCCCAAUUGCUCGAAAAAGUCUUCGAAAGAGUUCAGGCCGUAGCUUCUGGUUCAUCAACACCAGAUCAGCAAGUUGGCAAAUUACACGUCAAAGAUGAAACAAAAGAUGGUAAAGCCUGGAAAGAAUUGGAAAGUGAUGAACAGUUGAGCCAAUGGCUGGUCGAAUUUCAAAGCCGUUUGGUACUACUCUACAGCCCGGCAGAUUGAACUAACAAGAAUACAGCAACCCUGCCCAAGUAGAUGACACGAUAAGCAUUGAUAUCCACUCUCGGAAUAAUCACUGGAGAUCGCCGAAAUGGAUUCCUCUUUUCUUGAUUGAAUUUAUUGUCUGAUAUUUCAGCGCAAGGAAGCAGAUUUCAAAGGUGUUUUCUUACUCGCAAAAACCCAACUGUUUUUUUCUCCAAUUCACUAUGAUUACUUGGGAUAGUUUUUUCUUUCACUCAAAAAAAAGCCACAAAAACACAAAUAAAAAAGCACAUCUCAUUGCUUUGGUAUGAUGUAUAUAUAUAUACUCUUCCAAACACAAGCCCAUCUGAUUUUCAUGUCUAAAUCUUCUUCUAACACUGGUAGAUAUUUGCUUUCUUGAAAAUUGUUGUAUUCAUGAGAUUUCUGGAUUUGCAGUGCAUUGAUGAAUGUUUUUGGAAUUGUAUGGUUUUCAAUUAUCAUUCCAUUCAAGGGGUUUCAA
Molecule: messenger RNA, 3046 nt
Organism: Puccinia graminis f. sp. tritici CRL 75-36-700-3
Lineage: Eukaryota; Fungi; Basidiomycota; Pucciniomycetes; Pucciniales; Pucciniaceae
Exons: 3
Coding region: 178-2568 (796 amino acids)
Biological process (GO): conjugation with cellular fusion
Cellular component (GO): mating projection tip
Molecular function (GO): phosphatidylinositol binding; protein binding
Source: RefSeq, a predicted model, not a curated record